Molecule: messenger RNA, 912 nt
Organism: Funneliformis mosseae
Lineage: Eukaryota; Fungi; Glomeromycota; Glomeromycetes; Glomerales; Glomeraceae
Source: the annotation of a GenBank genome assembly
AUGGAAAAUCAAUCACCGACAUCAUCAUUUUCAAAUAUAGAAUUUAAAAUAGUUAUAUACUUUGGUAUGGUAAUGAUAAUUUUGAAUGGAAUCUGUACUUUAUAUGUAUUACGCAGAACAUUAACUCGAUGGAUUAUUUCAAAGAAGAGUCUUCCCAUGGCUCUUAGAGUUCCGUUUUACAUUUCCUUAUCAGAUUUCAUGCUAUUUUCGAUAAAUUUUCCCAAUAUGUUGUUUCCGGUAAUACACGGGGUACCAUGGUCUGAUUCAAAUUGUAAAAUAAUAGGGGGGAUAACAUUUUUUACGAUAUCAACAAAUAUAACAUUGGUCGGUUUAUUGGCAUUUUUGACGUAUUUACGUAUUUGUCUUUGCCAUCAUAUGGAUCGGGGAAAUAUUGGUGCUAUACCAACAAGACAAAUCGUGAAAAAGAUUGAGCCGAUCGUCGUUAGGAAAAUAAUUGGUUAUGUUUUAAUAUUUAUGCUUCAAUGGACCCCUCCGAUGAUUUACGUUGUUGGUCAGAUCAUUGAUUACGAUCCUUUGUGGGUUUAUUUGAUAACAGACGCAUCGGUGAAUAUGGGUGGAAUAGGUAACAUGAUUCAAUUCAUAAUAAAUGAAGGUUGGAAAGAUCCUUAUGUUCCACCCCAAAAACGUACUUCAACGAGUUCUUCCAUUAUUAUUAAUACCCCUCAUGAACCUUUCACGCAAACCCCUCUUCAUCUCCUUCCUCAAAUUAAUAACUCUACCUUUGAAGUUACAAUUAAAGUUGAAACAAAUACUGAGGUUUCAAAAAGCUUUUCUAGUGACAACUCUAAACCUUCUACCGUUACAAUAGUUAAUACUGAUAACGAACAUUUUACCAAUAAUGAAGAAACUCGUUUACCGCGACCUGCUUCUUCCAAAGAUCAUCUCAUAUAG